AUGGCAACACUACAAGAAAUUUUAAAUAACAAAUAUUCAAGUAAUAAAGGAACGGAGGAAAUUAGACUUGAAAAUCAAGGAAGCCCAACAGGAGCAUUAGACUUAAAAGAAUAUGUUAAUUUAAAACAAUUACACCUUUUUGGAAAUGGAAUAGACAGCGAAAAUUAUUUAAAGAUUAUUCAGAGCAUACCCAACAAAGACAAAAUAAUUCAGUUUGGGCUUGGGGGCAAUAAAAUCUCUGACCCUAGAUUUGAUUAUGUUGGUGCUAAUUUUCCUAAUUUAGAGUGGUUAAGUAUAGGAAAUAUUUCUGACGACACGAGCAUGAAAGGAUUAGAGAAAUUAAAAAAGUUAAAGGAGCUAUAUGUGGGAGCCGGAGAAAAGAAGUUUAAAGACAUGGAAUAUUUACCAAUUUCUUUAACUUCUUAUAAUGAUGUUAAAACUGAGGGAGAUUUUUUUAAAGGAUUAAAAACCGAAGCAUAUAAAAGAGAAGCAACCGCCAGGAAACCCUACACCGAAUUAAACAAAUAUUUAGUAGAUAAUUAUGGCAAAAUUGUAAAUGACCCAUUUUUAUUAACUUUUAAAGAUACCCGAACAUUAGAGGAAAAAAUAACAGCCUUAGAAAAAGGUAAAGCAGAUUUAGCCACCGAAAGAGAUACUUUAAAAACUGAUAAUGCCAAAAAAGAUACUGCUCUUGCUGAAAAAGACAAUACUAUUAGUAAUUUAAAUCAACAAAUAGCUAAAGCAACCACUGUUGAUGAGGAGAAAUUAAAACUUUUACAAAAUGAGUUAACUAAAAAAAACGAAUUAAUUGCUCAACUUAACCAGUAUAAAGAGGAAAUUCUAAAAACUAAACGAGUAAAUGUUAAAAAAGAAUUAACUCUUUUUUAUCAAAGAAUUGGACUUGACGAUGAUCCUCUUAAAAAGAAAUACAAUGGAGAUUUCAUUUCUAUCAUUAACGAAAAGCUGACUUUAGAUAAUGAAGAAAAUAUGAAAAAAGCCUUUAAAGUAGUGGCUUGUAUUUGUGCUACAGAAAAGGCCCAGGAUAAAGAAAAUAACUCUUUUUACUUAGACAUUAUUGCUAAGCGGCAAGAAUAUAAAAAAGAGUUUGAUGGUUUAAUAGGUAAAUAUAAACAAACUAAGAAAACUAUUGAGGUCAGAGGACUUACCGGACAGUCGACAGUUUCGCUAAGUGCUAAGGAUUUGGCAGAAGAAAGAACCAUUUUUCAAAUUUCGAAAAAAGAGGGAAUUAAGGAAAAAUUCAAAGGAUAUUUAGAUUUAUUAAAAAAAGAAUACCCUGGCACCAAGGAGGCAAUCGAAAAGAUUGAGAAUGAACAAGAAGUUAAGGAAAACUUCGAAAAUUACUCGGAUGGAACUAACACUGAGGAUUGA
Molecule: messenger RNA, 1389 nt
Organism: Funneliformis geosporum
Lineage: Eukaryota; Fungi; Glomeromycota; Glomeromycetes; Glomerales; Glomeraceae
Source: the annotation of a GenBank genome assembly